Messenger RNA from Megalops cyprinoides (Indo-Pacific tarpon), 5087 nucleotides. RefSeq names its product engulfment and cell motility 2 (gene elmo2). The transcript has 23 exons. Gene Ontology annotation, biological process: actin filament organization; cell motility. The record is from RefSeq and is a predicted model, not a curated record. Lineage: Eukaryota; Metazoa; Chordata; Actinopteri; Elopiformes; Megalopidae. The coding region runs from base 205 to 2376 and encodes 723 amino acids.
CUCGCCGCAAGUUAUCCACAGCAUAGAGGGCACAACGAAAUUGCCAAUGUAAUGAUCACAGCAAAUGGGGGUUUGCUGAUGGUAUGGUGUGAGUUUUGAGCCACAGAGAGCCACGGGUGAGGUGCCCAUUCAACACUCCACUGUCAGGAGGGGGUUUCGGACGUGUCCUGAUCUCUCCCGCAGUGUGGCCAGAGAAGAGCAGCCAUGCCUCCACCCUCUGACAUCGUCAAAGUGGCCAUCGAGUGGCCCGGCGCCAACGCCCAGCUGAUCGAGAUCGACCAGAAGAAGCCCCUGUCCUCCAUCAUCAGGGAGGUUUGUGAUGGCUGGUCUCUGUCUGGCUCGGAGCAGUUCGCCCUACGCUACGCCGACGGUCCUCAGCUCUACAUAACAGAGCAGACUCGUGGCGAAAUCAAGAAUGGGACCAUUCUCCGCCUGGCCAUUUCUCCAACCCGCGCCGCCCGGCAACUCCUGGAGAGGAUCCAGUCCCACGGGAUCGACGCCCGGCUGGAGGCCCUGAAGGAGCUGGCCAAGCUGUCCGCCGACCCCACCUUCGCCACCGAGUUCAUUAACAUGGAGGGCAUCGGGACCCUGGCGCGGCUGGUGGAGAGUGGCACGCACUUCGGGGAGAUGCUGGCGUUCACUCUCACUGCUUUCCUGGAGCUCAUGGACCACGGCAUCGUGUCCUGGGACCUCAUCUCGCUGUCCUUCAUCAAGCAGAUCGCCGGCUACGUCAACCAGCCCAUGGUGGACGUGUCCAUCCUGCAGCGGUCGCUGGCCAUCCUGGAGAGCAUGGUGCUCAACAGCCACAGCCUCUACCACCGGGUGGCGCAGGAGAUCACCGUGGGACAGCUCAUCGCACACCUGCAAGUAUCCAAUCAGGAGAUCCAGACUUACGCCAUCGCUCUCAUCAAUGCCCUGUUCCUCAAAGCGCCUGAGGAUCGGAGGCAGGAGGAGCAUACUAACCCUCUGGACCUGCGGCUCACUGAGAUGGCGAGCACCCUGGCGCAGAAACAUCUGAGAUCCAUCAUCCUCAAUCACAUUAUUCGCGGCAACCGGCCAAUCAAAGCUGAGAUGGCGCACCAGCUGUACGUGCUCCAGGUGUUGACCUUUAACCUCCUGGAGGAGCGCAUGAUGACCAAGAUGGAUCCCAGUGACCAGGCUCAGAGGGACAUUAUCUUUGAGCUGCGCAGGAUUGCCUUCGAUGGGGAGAACGACCCGGUCGGCACAGAGAAACGCAAGGCCAUGUACACCAAGGACUACAAGAUGCUGGGCUUUACUAACCAUGUGAACCCUGCCAUGGACUUCACACAGACGCCCCCCGGUAUGCUGGCCCUGGACAACAUGCUGUAUCUGGCCAAGCUGCACCAAGACACCUACACCAGGAUCGUCCUUGAGAACAGCAGUCGUGAGGACAAACACGAGUGUCCCUUUGGGCGCUGCGCUAUCGAGCUCACCCGCAUGCUGUGCGAGAUCCUGCAAGUGGGAGAACUGCCCAAUGAAGGCUGCAACGACUACCACCCCAUGUUCUUCACACACGACCGCGCCUGGGAGGAAUUCUUCUGCGUCUGCAUUCAGCUGCUCAACAAGACCUGGAAGGAGAUGAGGGCCACGGCCGAGGACUUCAACAAGGUGAUGCAGGUGGUGCGGGAGCAGAUCACCCGGGCCCUGGCCAUGAAGCCGUCCUCGCUGGACCAGCUGAAGAGCAAGCUGCGCGGGCUGAGCUACGCCGAGAUCCUGCGACUGCGUCAGUCCGAGAGGAUGAGCCAGGACGACUUCCAGUCCCCGCCCAUCAUUGAGCUCCGUGAGAGGAUCCAGCCUGAAAUCCUGGAGCUGAUCAAGCAGCAGCGCCUCAACCGGCUGUGUGAGGGGAGCUGCUUCCGCAAGAUGGGGAACCGCCGCAGGCAAGAUAAAUUCUGGUUCUGCCGCCUGUCACUCAACCACAAGGUGCUGCACUAUGGAGACCUGGAUGAGCCUCCACAGGGGGAAGUGCCCUUUGAGCUGCUCACCGACAAGAUCCCAGUGUCUGACAUCAAGUCUGUGGUGACGGGGAAGGAGUGUCCCCACAUGAAAGAGAAGAGUGCACUGAAGCAGAACAAGGAGGUCCUUGAGCUGGCCUUUUCCAUUCUGUACGACCCUGAUGAGGCCCUCAACUUUGUUGCCCCUAACAAGUAUGAGUACUGUAUCUGGACGGAUGGGUUGUGUGCACUGCUCGGGAGGGAGAUGGGCAGUGACCUCACGCGCAGUGACCUUGACACCCUCAUCAGCAUGGAGAUGAAGCUCCGCCUCCUGGACCUGGAGAACAUCACCAUACCCGAAGCCCCGCCCCCUGUUCCCAAGGAGCCCAGCACAUACAACUUCACCUACAACUAUGGCUGAAGAGGGUGUCGGGGGUUGUGGUGCGGGUGGGUGGGGGUGGCUAUAAAGGAUUGGAGGUUCAAGUGGGGAGGGUGUUGUGUAGCCAUGGGCUGGGGGGGUGGAGUGAAACAGAAAUAAAGGGAAUGGGACAGGGGUCGGGGAGACUGACUCAGCCCCUACACAAAACUCCUCUUCCCAUAAAAAGUGAGGAGUGAAAAUGCCCACUGGUGGUUUGAGGGCAGGGUACGUAAGGAUAGGAAUUAACACUAAUUAAAGAGUAUUGCCAAAAUGCAAAACUGUCUUGAUAAUAUGCACAUAUUCUCAAAAUACAUCCCUGUAUUUCCUUUUUUACAUGGUUUUAAGCUUUGUGUAGGCCAUCUCUAUAGACUCUUUCAACUGUUGAAUCAAAACAUGUCUAGUGUUGAUUUUAAGCAAGUUUAACAAGGCUCUAUCAGAGCGUUCAGUGUUUGGGCAAAGCUGUUGCCUCAAUAGCGCCACCUGUUUGUGUGGAGCAGUACUGUAGGGGCUGGGUCUUUCCUAGGAUGGCUUCAAUCUCCUUUCCUCUUGCAUCUUUCACUACUAAUAUUCAUUGAUGUUUGUUAUUCAGAAUAGAUUCUAUUUUUGUAAUUGAUUAUGUGAAAUCUAUGCGAGCUCUGAGAAGGGAUACCAAGAAGACAGAUUUCCAGCAACUACCUGAUAUCUGUCCAAAAUGGGAGGUGUGGACUGAUGAGAACAGGAACAGGAACACCAUCUUUUCCUCUUCUUUUUCGAGCUCUUGGACUUGGCAGUCAGUCAGUAACAUGCUUAAUCAUUUGUUUUUUAGUCCUGUGUAAUCGCUUUAAAGGCAAACAACUGGUUAGCUGUCCUCUUUCCAUUUGAAAGCAGUUACCUGCAGUGUAGCCUUUCCUGGUGAGGGUAUACUGAGACACUAUACGAUAGGAACUUGUACUAUGUUGACAUUUUGCACCUCCACAAAAUGUAGUCAGUCUGAGGCAGUCAACCAAGGGUAUACGGUAUAUCCUGUAGCAGCUUUCCAUAUUGCAGCUAAGAUUUCCACGGGUGCCAUGGUAGUUAACAUCCCAGCAUGAACCCCAUUCAGCAGCUGAGCAGGUUUACCUACUGAGGUAUAAAUACAAGAAAAAGAUGUGGAACAUGGGAGUGUGCCCUGAUGACAUUUUUACUUGGCCCACAAGUGAGAAAAUGCACCUCCUCCUCAAUGCACCAGCUGUUUUGAUAAAUAAAAAAAUUAGAUUCAUUGCCUUUGUGGAGAUGGCUCUCAGCUUUUAUCUUUUGUCUAAAUCAGAAUGCAUGAAAUAAGUGUCCUUUACAGUAUGUGUUUGGUGCUGUAUAUGUGCAGGAAACAUAUCCCUCAGUUGUAACUGGUUGUCUGAUCUCAUCUUCGUUUUCUGGUUUCCACUGUGCUGAGGUGGGGUUGGGGGUCAUCCACCAGUAGUAUCAAGGCAUUUUUGCUUUAUUUAAAAUGGUGUAAGUAAACUGUGUUUACUGCAACUGUGUUGCAGUGUUUAAAGAACGGGGGUGUUGUAAGUGCCAAAAAAAAAAGUGAAUUGUUUUUGUCUCUAACCAUAUUUGUCUUUCAGAGGGGUGCUUUUGAGUUUUGCUCUUAAUUUCACUUGUUUCAGUUGUGUGUUGAAACUUGUCAGCCAAUGAAUGUUACUUUCAUUGUACACACAAAAAACAUUUCCCUUCCUGCAUCGGGGCAUUCCUGCACAUCAUAGCAUGUUUGGCAUGCGCCAAAUAAGUGAAAAGAUGCUGAAAUGGCAUAUUAUGACGCUUUCCUUGUUUCGUGUAAGCUUAUUUUUGCUGUAGAUGUUUUGGUGGACCCCCCAGUACCCAUGAUGUUACAACGAGGGGGGGGGUAUAGAUUUUGUUGUGAAGCAGAGUGGGUGCACUCUGGAGGAGUGGGACAUAGAACAUGAGUGAUUUAAGGCACUGUGCUGGGAGAGGCAAGUGCCCCUCCCCUCAGGAUGGACAGGGAAUAACUCCUGCUUAUGGACUAGUCGUAGGCAUUCAUCUGCUUAUCUGCUUGUAUCCUUAUGUCCUUUCCCAGACAUGGUCCGCAUGGUGGCAGCCUCAUAUAUGAUUGUUCAUUUGUCACAUCCAUGAAAUCAGGGUAGCGGUUAGGAAACCAGACUUGUACAAAGAAGGUUUUUGCUUUGAAGUUGGGGUGGAACAGUACAAUUGUAUCUUUGUACUUGGUACUUGCACCUGAAUAACCCCAUGAACAGUAUGACUUUUCAGUACAAAUGUACUUUUCAGUACAAUGUCAUGUAUCACCCCAAGCAAUGCAAGUUACAUAAGAACGACAACUUGGUGCAUAAGUUCUUCUGGUAUUGUCUCAGCUGUUCGCCUCACUGAAAGUGGACAGAUUCCUUUAAUCACAUUUUUGUCUUGGUAUAUGAUGAUGUCAUUUGAAGUUUCUCAGUGCAUCUAAAUAAUCCUCUGAAAACAAUCUGAGGUUAUGUGAGAUAUUGCUCAGGACAGCUGAAUGUCCUGCUAAUUUCAGUUAAAUUACUGAAAUGGAUACUGACAGAUGUUUGAUAUAGACUGCCAACAGGAGGGGGCACAUCUGUAAAGUCUUGGUACCAUUUUACAUGACUUAUUCAGACUUGAGUAACCAUAAUCUUGUUAACGCUAGUGAUAAUAGUGAAUGACCUGUUGUUAAUAAAGAAAUAAAACAUUUUUAAAUAUGUAUAAAUAUGCAUAUAUAAAUC